GAAAUAACCAUUUUUCUGUGCAAGGGGCAGAGGGGAGCGGGGCAAAGGACCACAGCUGAAGAGAUCGUCUCGUGCCAGCCGUGAUCUGUGAGGCUUCGUGUGCGGUGUGCUGUAAGGAAAUGCGUGCCCUUCUCCUCGUCUGCCUCAUCAGCGGCUGCCCGCCCUUCAUGCGGCGUGGUGGAGCGUUCCGGAUGGUCCAGGAACCAGACGGUGAGAGUGUGGCAUUGGUCAACACACAUCAUGCACUUGGUUUGACUCGUUGCAAUUCAGGAGGCUGUGUGGAGGACAGCAGGAGAUCUAGUGACUGCUCAGAUGAAGACCAUGUCACCGUGGCCCCUCCAGCGAAUGCCACGUGUUACGAAUGGGAUUAUACCUACGAGGGCUUCGAUCUGCCUGACGAGCUCGGCCUUGGCCACACUGUCGCCAGACCAUAGUAAGACAACAAACACACCGACUGACGUCGACAGCCAAGGAAGGCCACGGCUACUUUACCGCACUCAUUCCCCUGUUGGCCCUCUGUGUUUGCAGUGACUGUCAGCGGGGGUGUGCGAGUAAUGAGAGGUGUGUGGGGUGGACGCACUCGAAGAUUGAGGGCUGCUACCUGAAGUCAUCCAACGCGGGGCGGAAGCCCAUGCCGCCAAACAAGACCGAGACCCAGGAGAACUGGUUCGUGUCGGGCGACAAGUUCAGUACUGACUGCGACAGGGGGUCGCUCGUGUCGCCCUGUUACGAAUACAAUGUAAGCCCAGGGCAGACACACGGCACCACCAUAGCUAUGCAUGGUGUCAACUGAUGGAUGGAUGGUCUUCCUUCCGUUCCGCUCUCGUGUCCUCAGGUAGCGUGCAUCACCGGUUGGGCGCGCAGCCAUUACCGCGAGGGCAUGGCCAAUGUGACGCUGGAGGAGUGCCAUGACUUGUGCCGCGGCGUGCCGAUGUGUACGGUCUUCGCGUGGCACCAUCGAUACCCGAGGGACAUGAAGGUCUACGAGAACAUGUGAGCCCCCCAACCAACACACACACACCCAGUACUCACUGGUCGUUGUCCCUCCCUGUCUGCCUCAUUAAUUAUGUCAGGUGCAUCCUCUGCAACAACAAAGACAGGAAGAUCUGUACGCCAGGGGCAAUAAUGGGCCAGGUGGAGGGACGCGACUGUGGCCCCCCUGCCAGCAUCACAUUCCCGCCACAGCCCUUGCCGCCGCUGACUGAGGAUGGCAUGCACGGAAAGCUGGCCGACCCAGCGAAGUACUGGGGGCUUCCGACUGACAGCAACGCCAGGGCCCUCGGCAAAGAGGGAACGGCAGAGGAGCUGGCGUACCAGCGGGGCGAUCUCGGAGUGCCAUCCUUUCUGAGCAAGCCGCUGCGCUACGGCGUCACCGUCAAUGACACGGACAACAACGUCUACUACCAUCUGGAGAACUGCGGAUGCUGUAAGCCCUUGCCGGCACGCAAAUGGACGGAUGGAUGGAUGCAUCUGGUCCAUCGGCUGUGUGAAUGCAGAUCACUUGGGCGUACAGCCGGAUCCCAAGUCGUCAACGCUGCUGGCGAGCAUGAAGUUGUAAGCCACCUCCACACGCGACACGACACACGUGUGUGUUCCUUGGCACCUGUGUGGCUAUGGAUGUGUGCUGUGCUGUGCUGUGCGGGUGGCUACAUCUGACAGGCAACUAUACCCUGCCGAGCAGUGCCAGCAGCUGUGUCAGGAGGACGCCCAGUGUGAGGCCUUCACAUCUUCGUUCUUCGUCUGUCUGCUGUGGAAGGACGUCUCUAAGUGGGUUUUGGAUCAAGUGGAGCCCAUUGUGGUCUCAGGCCCCAAAUGGUGCCCGGCAGCGCUGAUUGACGCCGGCUACUCGUGUUCGAUUGAGCACUACCGAGCACGGUUCAGUUCCUGGGCUCUGCUGUUCCUGUAUGUGCCGAGCGAUGUCACGAUGCCCUAUGGGCAAAGCUGCCCGUUCCACGUAGGACCCAGGCACCCUCAGAGGAGCGAACGACAAUCUUGUCUGUCUGUUCAUUCAGAUUGACGUUGGCGUUAUUGCGUUUCUGAUGGUGGCGUGUGUGCUGCUGUUGACGGCUGGUGGGCUGGCGUGGCACAGCAGGAGGAGGCAUGGCAACACAGUCGUCUGGCGAGUCAUGGUGGCGACCGUCGCAAUGCUGGGCACCGUGUUCCAACGUAAAGACCGACAGCGCCUCAGAUGCAUCUGCUCUCACUCCAUCCACACGCUGCGUGUCUGUGUCUGUGUGCUUGUCUUGCGUGCGUCAGUCGCCUUUGCGGCGUUCCUGUUUGUGGAUUCUUACAAAGGGUGGCUCGUGUACGUCACUAUGAUCCACCUCAUCUGCAUGGUCCUCUUCAACGAAGUGGUGGUCAUCCUCAAGAACCUCAAUUGGGUCAGUCAGUGCUCAGUGCAGUGCGUGGCUAAUGUAUGCCACCACACCACAAGACUCUCUCGGUCUCACAUCUGUGUUUGUUUGUGUGUGGAUGCAGGUAAUGUCAGACCCAUCCUAUCGCCAGUGGUUCGACUCCUCGUCUACAAGCCCCGACAGACGGACCUUCAAGCUGCAGGGCAGUGACCGAGGGAGAGGCCACGGAACCCUCCUUAAGAAGGCCGUGACCUGGUGUACCGUCGAGAACAGGCUCUCCGGGUCCACGUCGACGCCGCCAGACGAGGACGAGGACGAGCUUGACAAGGACGAGGACGAGGACGAGCCUUUCACCAUCAAUUUUCCUAUUGACCUUCUCAGUGAUGCCACGGUGUUCCCUCCCUCCCUGGUUCUCCACCACCACCAGGAGCAGGAUGAGCAGCAGCCUGCCCGGCCGGAAGUCGAGCCACACGAGCAUCCGCAUGGCGACGAGGCCAUCCUGUCCGUGCAGUCGGUGGAUGAUGCCACCCCGCCCGGCACGCACUCCUUGCCGACCUUCUCGGCCUCCCUGGAUGACUCCUUUGGUGUGUCGACCGACAUGCUGGUCAAGGAGCCGCACCGUGGUGCGGAGAUCAGGGCCAGUGAUUCCCUAGAGUGGGAGGAGGGCAGGGGGCUCAUGUUCGUCCUAUUCGCCAGGUGAGUGAGUGGCGGAACAAACAAGACAGACAAAGGAGGGGGGAGGGAGGGAGGGAGGGAGGGAAGGAGGAAGGUGGGAUGGUAAGUGUGCAUUGUAUCGGUGCAUAUGUCUGUCUGUCUGUCUGGUGUGUGUGCAGCUUCUUCUCCAUCUCGGUGCUCCACGUGUGCUGGUCGAAUUUGUGGAGCCGGGCGUUCUUUGCCAUCCCAGUGGCGUCCGACGCCUUCGUGUCGCUGGAGCUGCUCUCACUCGUCGGAUCCCUUCCCAUGCUCGCAAUACAGGUACCUAGGUCAGAGAAGCCCCUCCCCGGCUUGACUCCUGCGUGCAUGCGUCCAUGUGGUGGCUCCUUCCUGUGUUGUUCUCACUUGCUGUCUGACUGGCAGGCGUGUGCGGUGUUCCUGAGCAGCAGCGACGGAUUCCUGGCUGCCUAUGUGCCCCCCGUGACCCUCACGUGUCUGGUGCUGUCAGCGAUUAAUGUCGUCGGCGUGUUGGUGCGGUUUGUGUGGUGGCUCGUCGCGCGACGGCAGCCUCCGAAGGGCAAGUAGUCAGGUCGGACAUGCGUGCUGCCGUGGUUGAUGGGGCGGCACCGAUGGAUGGGUGGAUGGAUGGAUGGAUGGAUGGGGGGCAUCAAUACGUGUGUGCCUGGCUUUGCCCAUCAAGAAAUCCGUGUGCCCGAAGAUUCAUCCGUUUGUGUGUAUGACAUACACACACGCUCAUGCCAACACGCUGGCUUCAUCCACAUGUGGGCAGCUGGUGUUUUAUGCUAUGCCGACAGGCUGUUUGUGACCAUGGUGUUCUCUCGGUAUGCAUGGGUGUUGGGAGGGGGAUUGGUGCAUUCAUGUGUUCUUGGUGCAUUCAUCUGCAGUGAGUUUAAGGGAGGGUGAGUUCUUUCAAAAGGGGACACGACACGUCCGUCCCAAGGUUUAUAAGUUGCUGAUUGUGCAUCAUGCCGUGUGAGGUUUCUGAGAGCUUCAUACUGUGCGGCUUGUUUGCCCGUCCACCCCAUCCCCUCGUUCGUCCGUCCGCCCGCCUGCGGGAGCAGGCACUGGCCGAUCGAGUGUAGGGCAUGCAGGCAGACAGACAGGCCGCUGUCGUGUGCCUGCGUGCGGCGAAAGAGAGACAGGAAAGAGAAGUCCGCCGCCUUUGAAGCGAUGUGUGUAUGUGUAUGUGUGUGUAUGCAUAUUUGCAUGCCAUGCCACUCCCUCCUUGUGAUUUUCGUUCGUACAACGGGUGUUGCCGCAUAGCCUAUGUAGGCUGCGUGUCCGUUGGUGUUUUCUGUGCUGCUCGGUGCCUGCCUUCCUGCUGAUAGAUCGGCAUUCGGUCGUCGAUCGACGAUUUUGGCUGGUGUGUGAUUUACCUUCGUGUGGUGUGUGGGGACGGCACCUCAGGUGCGUGGGAUGCCCUCCUCACUCACACAUAGACAGAAAGGGACGUCCGGACAUUCAUUGGUUGCCAGCUCAGCCCUCCAUUGACGUCUGUGUGAGUGGCUGGCUGGCCGGGAUUUGUGUGGUUUGUAUGGUCUCUAUGCAUUACAUCAGUCACAUCAGACAGACAGACAGGCAGUACCUUCCUUCCUACUGAGGGCAGGGGUGACGCCACGUGAGUGAGGGCAUUUUUGCCGCCUCUCCCGGCCUGGCCGCGGCCUGUGUACGUACGUAUGUGUAAUGAAUGAAUGAAUGAAUGGCUGGCUUUGCCUACCGUGCCGUGCCGUGCGUGAUUCAUGGCCGGAGAUAUGGAUGCAUCCAUGUGCGCAGCGCGAGUUUGUUUGGUGCUUAUCGCUCCUGGAACCAACUGAGCUGUCGCUCGAGAGUGCGUGUGAGGCUGGGACACUCACUGCUCUGCUUGUGUGUCCAGCCCUGUAUUGUCUGUCUGUCUGUCUGUCUGUCUGUGGUUGUGUUUUUUCUAUACGUCCGUAUGCGGUCAUGUGUGUAUAAUAUGUCUGUCGUCCCACUCUCCUCCUCGAUGCUUCCUUCCUGUGACUUAAGGCGGUGUUCCGACUUGAUGGUCUGGAUGUUUCUUCCUUUGUGUUCGUACAGCGCCGUACGUACCGACAUUUUGCGACUCAUGCAGACGAUGAUCAGACGUGCCCUGACCGCUUUAAGGGCAGGAAUGCAAAG
This is a messenger RNA of Vitrella brassicaformis, 5165 nucleotides long. NCBI's taxonomy places the organism in Eukaryota, Vitrellaceae. The record is from the annotation of a GenBank genome assembly.